Molecule: messenger RNA, 3142 nt
Organism: Hypomesus transpacificus
Lineage: Eukaryota; Metazoa; Chordata; Actinopteri; Osmeriformes; Osmeridae
Product: cadherin-2-like
Exons: 16
Coding region: 245-2992 (915 amino acids)
Biological process (GO): cell morphogenesis; blood vessel morphogenesis; synapse assembly
Cellular component (GO): adherens junction; postsynaptic specialization membrane; apical part of cell
Molecular function (GO): calcium ion binding; cadherin binding
Source: RefSeq, a predicted model, not a curated record
GAGAGACAGUGAGAUUCCGGAAUGGCUCUUUGUAUUGGACUGCAUGGGAGGGGGUGGGAGUAGCAGCCUCAGUACCAGGCGGUGAAUUCAGAACAGAGCAGAGAGUGGAUAGGGGAGGCUGCUACACGCUGCUGCCGCUGCUGCCUUUGUCGUAAAAGGAACGCUCGAGCCAUCUAAGCUGCUGCAGACAUACGGAUAUUUAUCACGGACUUCAAGAGGAAAUAAACAGCGAAAAAUCACAUCCAUGUACUUACAAAAGGGCGGGGGGUUGCCUCUGUUGGCGCUCUUUGCAGUUUUCCAGAUUGCUGUGGAGGGCAGUGGCACCCCAGCAUGCAGGCCGGGCUUCUCUGAAGAUGUGUACAAUGCUGCAGUGCCAGGAACUUCAGAGAAGGGACAGGCCCUCUUCAAUGUGCAAUUCGUGGACUGUGGCCUCGGUGGCCCGGUGACGCUGGAGUGCAGCAGCCCCUCCGACUUCCGGAUAGAGGCCGACGGGGCGGUGUACGCCGCCAGGAGCCUGGGCCCCUCCGAGAUGGGGGCCAGGACGCUGGAGGUCACGGCCAGGGAGGCGGCCACCCCGCAGCUGUGGCAGACACAAGUGAGGCUGACGCCCCACUCAGGCCACAGCCAGCCGAUUCAGGAAGUACCGGCCCCUGCCCCACCCGCCACGGCCCAGGGGGUGCAGGAGAUCGUGUUUCCGCAGCGACACGCGGACAACAGCGCCGGAGGGCUGCUGAAGCGUAUGAAGAGGGACUGGGUCAUCCCCCCGAUCAACGUUCCGGAGAACUCCAGAGGGCCCUUCCCACUGGAGCUUGUCAGGAUUCGAUCGGACCACGACAAGAGGAGCUCCCUGAGGUACAGCGUGACUGGGCCAGGUGCAGACCAACCCCCCACAGGCAUCUUCAUCAUCAACCCCAUCUCUGGAGAGCUGUCCGUCAACAAGCCCCUGGACAGAGAGCACAUAUCCAACUUCCACCUGAGGGCCCACGCGGUGGACCUGAACGGUAACCAGGUGGAGAACCCCAUCGACAUUGUGAUCAACGUGAUCGACAUGAACGACAACCGGCCAGAGUUCGUCCAUCAGAUCUGGAACGGCUCAGUUCCGGAGGGUUCUAAACCAGGGACGUUUGUUAUGACAGUCACAUCUGUCGACAAAGACGACCCCAAAACGCAAAAUGGAAUGCUGCGUUACAAGAUUCUGUCCCAGAACCCCGAGAGCCCUAACUCCAACAUGUUCACCAUCAACAACCAGACGGGAGGCAUUGUUACCGUGGCAGCAGGCUUGGACAGAGAGAAAGUCCCUCAGUACACCUUGAUCAUCCAGGCCACCGACAUGGAGGGCAACCCCAUGUACGGCCUGUCUAACACCGCCACAGCCGUCAUCCGAGUGACCGACAUCAACGACAACGCGCCAGAGUUCACCUCAGACACGUUUUACGGAGAAGUGCCUGAGAAUCGGGUGAAUGUCAUCGUUGCCAACCUGACGGUGACUGACAAAGACCAGCCCAACACUGCUGCCUGGAACGCCAUCUACAAAAUCACCGGGGGCGACCCCACCGGCAGGUUCUCCAUCCCCACGGAUCCCACCACUAACGAGGGCCUGGUUACCGUCGUCAAGCCAAUCGACUACGAGGUGAGCAGGUCGUACGUCCUGACGGUGGUGGCUGUGAACGAUAUACCCCUGGCCCGGGGCAUCCACUCCCCCCGCCAAUCCACCGCCACAGUCACCAUCACCGUCAUAGACGUCAACGAGAGCCCUUACUUUGACCCCAACCCCAAACUGAUGAGGCUGGAGGAGGGCCUACCGCCAGAGUCCAUCCUGACCACCUUCACCGCUCAGGACCCCGACCGGUUCAUGCAGCAGAGCAUCAGGUACUCCAAGUUCUACGACCCGGCCAACUGGCUGAGAAUCGACCCCAACACGGGCCGCAUCACCACGACCGCAGUCCUGGACCGCGAGUCUCCCUACGUCAAGAACAACAUGUACAACGCCACCUUCCUGGCUGCUGACAACGGCGUGCCCCCAGCGAGCGGCACAGGCACCUUGGAGAUCUUCCUGAUUGACAUCAACGACAACGCUCCGUACGUGUACCCUCCGGAGGUGGAGAUGUGCGAGAAGCCCGAUCCCAACUUCAUCAACAUCACGGCCGUGGACGGCGACAUGAACCCCAACGCCGGCCCCUUCGCCUUCGAGCUGGCCAGGAAACCUGCCGACGUCCAGAGGAACUGGACCGUCACGCGCCUCAGCGGCGAAUACGCCCAGAUCAGCCUGAGAAUUGGCUUCUUGGAGAGCGGCAUCUACGACAUCCCCCUCAUCAUCACCGACUCGGGCAACCUGCCCAUGUCCAACACCACGUAUCUGCGCGUCAAGGUGUGCCAGUGCGACAUCAACGGAGACUGCACCGACCAGCAGCUCAUCAUGGCCGCCGGCCUGGGCACGGGCGCCAUCAUCGCCAUCCUGCUCUGCAUCAUCAUCCUCCUCAUCCUGGUGCUGCUGUUCGUGGUGUGGGUGAAGAGGCGCGAUAAGGAACGGCAGGCGAAGCAGCUCCUGAUCGACCCCGAGGACGACGUGAGGGACAACAUCCUCAAGUACGACGAGGAGGGCGGAGGAGAGGAGGACCAGGAUUACGACCUGAGCCAGCUCCAGCAGCCUGACACGAUAGAGCCCGACGCCAUCAAGCACGUGGGGAUACGCCGCAUGGACGAGAGACCCCUCCACCCGGAGCCCCAGUACCCUAUGAGGUCAGCCGCCCCCCACCCCGGGGACAUUGGAGACUUCAUCAACGAGGGACUUAAGGCCGCAGACAACGACCCCACCGCCCCACCCUACGACUCCCUGCUGGUGUUUGACUACGAGGGCAGCGGCUCCACGGCUGGCUCCUUGAGCUCCCUCAACUCCUCCAGCAGCGGGGGGGACCAGGACUACGAUUACCUCAACGACUGGGGGCCCCGCUUCCGAAAACUGGCAGACAUGUAUGGAGGGAGCGACGACUAAGGCCCCACGCCACACCCAAUCACGGAGACGAACGGAGAGUGAUGGAAAGGGGUGAUCUUUUUGUCCCCUGUUGAUGGACGUGGACAGCUUCUGAUUACUGAUAUCCCCAGAGAGAGUGACGGGACAAUGACAGAAAAGUACAAAAAUUUA